UGACAUUGUCAUGUAAAGAUAUUGAUUAUGGAAACAGUUCAAACAGCGGAAGCCGAACUUUUGAAAACAUUACCCAAAGCAAAGAAACCAAAACGGAAAAAACCUCUAUGGAUAACUACGACUAUAGCAGGCGCAAGUCUUGGACGGCGAGAGCUUCUAGCGGCAACGUUCAAGGAAGUAAUUUUUCAUAUAAUUUCAAUGGUGUUUCUUAGUACUUAUAUUUUCAGUCAAGUAAACCCCUCAGAAUACUACCUGACUUUAAGUUUGAAAAAUGCCUUUAACGUGGAAAAUGGAUUAAUGGGUGUUGUGUCCGCUGAACAAUUAUGGGAGUAUUUAACUCAAGAUAUGAUGUUUGGAUUUUAUGGUUUUGACUUUGAUGAAACUGGAAACGAAACAGAAGUUAACGAGACUGGUUUAUAUAUAAGCAAAGAAAAUUUGUUGCUAGGAGUACCAAGAAUCAGACAAGUGAAAGUUUCAAAUGAUUCCUGUGAAAUCCACGGAUACUUCAGAAGACUAUUUGAAAGUUGCUACUACCAAUUUGGACAUCAAUCAGAAAAUCGAGAAACUUUCGGAUUGGGAAAACCAAUUGCGUGGACCUACAGUGAACAAAAAAUAACCAAAAGUGUAAGAUAUUGGGGUACUUUAACCUCGUACUCAGGAGGAGGUUUUUAUGCUGAUUUAACCAGCAGCCCAAACACAACUUUAGCCAUAUUGAACGAAUUGAAAGAGAACUUAUGGAUAACUCGGGGAACCAGAGCCAUUUUUGUUGAUUUCAGUAUUUAUAAUGGCAACUUGAAUUUGCAUUGUGUUUGCAAAUUGAUUUUUGAAUUCUUACCAUCAGGAGGUGUAACACCAAAUUACCGCUUCAGCACGGCUACCUUAACACCUGUACGCAAUGUGAAGCAUUACGUUUUGAAAGUGCUUCUUUACAUUUUCUCGGCCUAUGCUGCAUAUUGUUUAUGUGAAGAACUCAGAGAAAUGUUUUAUUUUAAAUGCAAAUAUUUUUUACAGUUUUGGAAUUACAUAGAUUUAUGUGUGAUAUUUUUGACAUUUUUGCUUGUAUUUGGGACUGAAUACAAUUUGGUGAAUAUAAAAUAUUAUGUAGACAACAUCCGUGAUAAUCCCACUGCGUAUGGUAAUUUGGAACAGCCGCACGUUCUAUAUCAAGUGGUUAAUAUAGGUGGAGCAGUUUUGCUAUUUUUCCUUUACAUGAGAACAUUUAAGUAUUUAAAUUUCAAUCGAAGAAUGGCACAGUUGAAUAACACUAUAAGAAAUUGUGCAAAAGACAUCAUGGGAUUUUCUGUUAUGUUCUUUGUAGCUUUUUUUGCCUAUGCUGAACUAGGAUAUUUGGUAUUUGGAAAUGAGGUUGACGAUUUUCGUAGUUUUGGACAAUCCAUGUUCACUUUACUGCGUACCAUUUUGGGGGAUUUCGACUACGACAAAAUACACAACGCCAAUUGGAUUGUGGCACCAAUUUAUUUCCUCACUUACAUUAUGUUGGUGUUUUUUGUUUUAUUGAAUAUGUUCCUUGCUAUAAUCAACGACACAUAUGCUGAUGUGAAAACUGACAUUGCCAUAGCUCCUAAGGAAAUGGAAAUGACUGAGUACAUAGGCUCGCUGUAUACAUUUAUGAAAAGGAAACUUGGUUGUAAAGUGAAAAAAGAUAAAGACACUCAAAGGCCUAUUAGUACAAAUAUAGGCCAAAUUAGAGAUGCUUUAAUUAAAUGCAACUAUGAUGAUCGUGAAAUCGCAAUGUAUUUUACUCGGUACGACAUAGAUCCGUUGAAGGAUUUGAAAAGGGAGGAUAUUGAACGGUUCCAUGAUAUGUUUGGUAAAGAAGAUCUAGCACGUAGGAGACUUGGUGAAAACGUCGUCACUCAAAGCGACUUUCAAAAGCAAGAUGACAAAUUAGUGGAACUAGAAAACAGUCUGGCAACGUUGGGAGAAAAACUGCAAGAACUUAUACAAACGGUGACAGGAAUUAGGGACCAACAAGCUCGGCCUGUACGAUUGUAGUAUUUGAAUUCAACAGUUUUUUUUUCGAUAUGUAUUUAUAAUAAACAAAAGGACUUAUUAUUUAUUUACAAAUAUUUUACACAGCAUAAUACAGAUUUAUAAGUUCAGUCGAUAAUCAAUCAAAAAAAUAAUAAUAAUAAUAAUUAAAAGUAAAAACAAUUUAUAAAUCUGUCUUAACUUUAACAUAAUAUUUUUCAUAAUAUUAAUGAAGUAUUUAUUAUUAAUGAUGGGGUGUACAAGAAAAUAAAUAAGUUUUCUGGAACACCCCAUUUGUAUUGAAUUAGCUACACCUGUGAUGAGCAUUCUAAAAGAUAUCACAAAAAUGUGGCAUUAUUCUAAAAUACCAAGAAAAUUUAAAAAAAGGUGUGUCUAUUUUUAUACACUCUUGGAAUAAGAUAAAAGCUUUUUCUAUGUUCCUUGUAUGAUACCGGGUGUCCAAUAAAGGACACCUCCGAUAUAUACUUUUAAAAAAAAUUUGCUAAAACUCUAAAAUGGACUUUAUCUAGUAUUUAAUAUAAAAAAUAUCCUUUAAAAUUAUUAUGUUUUACCUAAUACAACUUUAUUUACAAAAGUUUUUUUCUUCCUGCCAAUAACAUGUAAAAAGGAACAUAAAGUACAAAAACAAUUAUUACCACUUUCUUUCUUCAUUCUAAUUAAUCUCCUAUCACAGUCCUAAGUAGUACUUAAUUAAUAUUUUUUGCACAUUUAAAAAAGUUUUCAUACAAAUGCAAUGAUAAUAAUAAUUAUAAUUGAUUGAGUGCAUUAUAGUAUUUGAAAAUGCAAAAAGAAAACUGUGUGUGUGUAUUUAUUAUUCUACAGAGUUGCACCUCUCAAGUACAAAUUUUUAAUGAAAUUUGCUACUGGAUGGCAAAUUUAGUCUUGAGCGGAAUGCAUUAUAGAUUAAACUAAAAAAAAAACUUCUUUAAAUUGACAUUUGAGUAAUAUUGCACCAAUAAUAAAAACUUUAAAACAAUUUAUACUUAAUUAUUUAAAAAGUUCAAUAUUAAUUUUACAAUAAUUGUAAUUUAACAUUUUUGUCAUGAACAAUCACAAGAGAAUAUGUAAUAUCAAAUUAAUUUAGCAAAUAUUCCACAAUGUGUUGGAAUUCGACAAUCCAAUCCCUAUUAUUUAACAUCAAUUUUCAUGAGAAAAACAGCAUUUCCAUGAAGUUGAUCCUCAAUUAUUUAUUACCAAAAGACAAAUUAGUCAACAAUUCCCUUUCCAAAGAAUCACACUCAGCCAGAUCUUCACCAUUCGACCGAUAAUAACAGCCAGAAGAAGCCAUAUUACUAUCGAUACUAUCGUAAAAAUCGUUCCUCGUUUCCCAUAGAAAUGUAUUGGCGGUUUGAAAUCGGUGACUUUCCGAAUCGGUGGCGGUUUGCUGGAUCGAGCUUUUUUCCAUCAGAGAAUCUGGAUAGUCGUCGGCUUUAAAUGAAGAGAGAAUCCAUGGAGAUUGAGAUUUUGCGUUUGUUGAUAGUGAAUCUUGAAU
This is a messenger RNA of Ceutorhynchus assimilis (cabbage seed weevil), 3505 nucleotides long. Lineage: Eukaryota; Metazoa; Arthropoda; Insecta; Coleoptera; Curculionidae. The record is from the annotation of a GenBank genome assembly.